AUGCCCCCGCCCACCCCGACCGCGCCCCAGUGCUUCCUCCAAAUCCUCGUCAACUGCGACAACUUCCGUCUCCCACCGCCCACCGCCCAGUCCACAGAGCCCCUCGUCCCCUGGCUCCUCUUCCCCUCCCCCACCUCCCCCGCCGUCGGCCUCCUCCGCCCAGAUAUCGUCGCCCAGCUCCGCAGCGAGAACGCGUCCUCUCCCUCUCCCUCGUGGCACUUCUCCGACCCCGCGCUCGAACAGGGCACCAGCGCGCGGGGGUGGGUCAGCUUCGCGCGCGGCAUCGACACCCCCGCAGCGCGCUCGCGCGUCAUGAAGGAGCUCUGCGAGCGCUGGCGCGACGCCGGGCUCUGGCCGGACGAAGUGGGCCCGCGCAAGUGGCGCGCGGAGCUCUACCCCAUCUACCGCGACCCAUUCGGGCCGCGCGACUACCCGAGCGAAGAGGGGCCCGCAGACGGGGAGGGCGACGCGCUCAACUACGCGUUCGAGAUGGAGCGUGCGGCGAGCGGGCUCUUCGGGAUCGUCACGUACGGCAUACACAUGACGGUGUACGAGGACGUGCGCGCUGCGGAUGGCACGGUCGUGGACUAUAACGUGUGGGUGCCCAGACGGGCGGCGACGAAGCAGACGUGGCCGGGCUACCUGGACAACAGCGUCGCAGGGGGCAUCGAGGCGGGCAUGAAGGUCUUCGACUGCGUGGUGAAGGAGUCGAUGGAGGAGGCGAGCAUCCCUGCGGACGUGGUGAGGAGGCACGCGAAGGCGGCAGGGAGCGUCAGCUAUUUCUUCAGGACUCCGCGGGGAUGGCUGCAGCCGGAGAUUGAGUACGUGUAUGACCUCUGUCUCCCGCCUGGCUCGGGCGUGAAGCCUGAACCACUGGAUGGCGAAGUCGAGUCCUUUGAGCUUCUUCCGCUCUCAGUAGUGAUCGAGCACAUCCGGACCGGGCUCUUCAAGUACAACUGCGCUACAGUGCUCAUAGACUUCAUGGUGAGGAAGGGCAUCAUCACGCCCGACAACGAGCCGGACUACCAGGAGAUCGUCACCCGUCUGCACGGGCGUUUCGACCAUGAUAGGUGGACAUCAGGCCUGCAUUAG
Messenger RNA from Dichomitus squalens LYAD-421 SS1, 1092 nucleotides. Its product is annotated as nudix hydrolase 20. Lineage: Eukaryota; Fungi; Basidiomycota; Agaricomycetes; Polyporales; Polyporaceae. The record is from RefSeq and is a predicted model, not a curated record. The transcript is spliced from 5 exons. The coding region runs from base 1 to 1092 and encodes 363 amino acids. Gene Ontology annotation, molecular function: 8-oxo-dGDP phosphatase activity.